Messenger RNA from Drosophila nasuta, 2214 nucleotides. RefSeq names its product DNA cross-link repair protein snm1 (gene Snm1). NCBI's taxonomy places the organism in Eukaryota, Metazoa, Arthropoda, Insecta, Diptera, Drosophilidae. Gene Ontology annotation, molecular function: damaged DNA binding; 5'-3' DNA exonuclease activity. The transcript has 3 exons. The record is from RefSeq and is a predicted model, not a curated record. Gene Ontology annotation, biological process: double-strand break repair via nonhomologous end joining; interstrand cross-link repair. The coding region runs from base 69 to 2042 and encodes 657 amino acids.
CGAUUUAAUUGCAAUCAGAGCCAGAAGUUGUGAGCUGCAACAAGUCCAACAGGAUAGGCAGGAAAACAAUGGCGAAGGCAAAUGUUGGCAGGCUGCGUAUUAAAAGUUUAAAUGAAUUGCAACACAUAAGCAGUGCUGAUGAAACACUUAUAAAUUCGGCUAACGACAAAACACCGGAAAAUGCAAAAAAGGCGCCAAACAGAAGAGCUGCAACAACAACAAAGAAGAAGCACAUUGAGAAAUUAGAGGAGAAUGCAGCUGAAAAUAAAAAUAAAACAACAGUUAAACGCGGCGCCAAAAAGGAACCGUUGCCGGGUCAAUUGCGCAUCGACAACUUCUUCAAGAGCUGCGCCAAGAGUUAUAAAGUCGAGAAAAUGGACAAAAAGUUAAAACAGGGUCGCAAACCAACCGGAUGCAAACGCUUGUUUGACAAUGAAUCAGAAUUGGCAACAGAGACAACUGUAACGACAGCGGAAACGGGUUCAGAUGUGGAAUUCAAGCCGCAAACGAAACCCUGUCGCAAGCGGACACAACCACAGCGCAAUGCCAAAGCAAAGUGCAAAACAACACCAUGUGAUAUCAUUGAUCUCUGUUCGGAUGAAGAAGAGAUUGUCAUAAAACAAAGUCCAUCUUGCAAAGCUCCCAAAACCACGCCCGUUAAUGAAAACACUGGAGUGCUUGCUGACUUGGACCCACAGCAAACAGAAGCCAGCAGCUCUAUGGUUGUUAUACCAUGUCAUAAUCUCCCAAACGAAGAGUCAACAAAUGAUGCAUCCGGCAAGGAGAAUAUGCCCCUAAGACGUUCACGCCGACGCCUCCCGCCCUAUAAACUUGUUGAAGGCACCAACUUUGUGGUAGAUGGCUUUCAGUUUGGUGACAUUCCAGGUGCAACGCAUUAUUUCCUCAGUCAUUACCAUGCCGAUCACUAUGUGGGCCUCACCAAGAAGUUCGCCCAUCCGCUUUACAUGAGUCCAAUUACGGCGCGCUUAGUGCGCACUUUUAUACCCAUUGCUGAGCAGUAUUUGCAUGAGAUCGAUGUGGAUGAGACCAUUACAGUCGAUGGCGUUGAAGUCACUGCGUUGGAAGCCAAUCAUUGUCCCGGAGCAAUUAUGCUGCUCUUUAAGCUUAGCACUGGAAAGUGUAUUUUACAUACUGGCGAUUUUCGCGCCAGCUUUGAGAUGGAAUCACUGCCCAUCUUUUGGAAUCAACCUGACAUUGAUCUGCUUUAUCUGGACACCACAUAUCUGGCGGAAAGCUAUGACUUUUGCCAUCAGUCAGAGAGCAUUACACGUCUGUGUCACUUGGUUAGUGAAUUUCACGAAAAGCAUGCCAGGAAACGCAUUUUGCAUGUUUGCGGCUCAUAUGUGAUUGGCAAGGAGAAGUUGUGGCUGGCAUUGGCCAAGGAGUUCUCGCUGCGCAUUUGGACUGAACCACAUCGUCGCAAAGCCAUCGAUUGUCUCAAUUGGCCAGAAUUGCAGGAGUUACUCUGCGAUGAUCCCUUUGAAGCUAACUUGCAUGUGAUCAGUAUGGGCAAGAUAAGCUAUCCACAACUGGAUCAGUACUUUAAGCAAUACGAGGGACAGUAUGAUAUGCUCUUGGGCAUUCGGCCCAGCGGGUGGGAAAAAAAUUCCAAGCCGUCGUAUGGCAAGCGUAUCAGUGUGAUUGGCAUUGAAUACUCAGAGCACUCAAGCUAUAAAGAAUUAGAGCGUUUCGUUCGCUUUCUCAAACCAAAGCAAGUAAUCAGCACAGUUCCAACGGGACGAGAUCUCUGUGUGACGGGCAAUGUGCCCACAAAAUGGUAUCAGUAUGAGGGGUGCGGCCGCAUGAUUAGCAUUUCCUAUCAACCGUCUAUUUCGUCAUACUUUCAAUCCCGACUGCGUUUGCUGCAGUCCAAAAUGGCUAAGCGUGCUAGUAUGGCAGUUAGUCCAAUGAACGUUAAUCAAAAUAAACAGGGAGCAAGCCCUGCGCCAUCGAACGAAGUCAUAAUUCAGGAUGCUAUAGACUUAAUUAAAAAUUAUCUGGCAACUCAUCGCGAUGAUUGAGCUUAAAUGUCGUCAAUGUUUUUGUAUGUUUUUUGUAUACUUAUCUUUUUAAUAUUAAUAAUUGAAAGAACCAUUCGAAUACAAAUAUGUAUGUUUAGUCUGCCACUUAACGCUCUUGAAGCCCUUGCUAUAUUUUUUCACAUAUUGAAUAAACCAAAUGUUAUACAAGGCA